CUGAUGAGGAACACCAGCAAAAUGUGGCAGCAGCAGCAGUGGCCAGGCCUCGGCCCCAGGCUGAAGAGCGAGGAGAUGGGAUGCCAAGGCGCCGGAGAAACAUGGGAAACCGGAUGAUGGCCCAGAGGAGAGCACAGCAGGCGGAAGACUGGGUGGAAGAGGAAGAUGAUGCUGAGGAGGUGCCAGAAUUUCAGGUGUCUGGGAAAAUUGGAGCAAAGAAGCAGAGGAAAUUAGAAGAGAAACAAGCCAGAAAAGCACAGAGGGAGGCUGAAGAAGCAGAGCGAGAAGAACGGAAAAAACUUGAGUCAAAAAGAGAGGAGGAAAGGCGGAAAGAAGAGGAGAGAAUACGUCUUGAGGAAGAACGACAGGAAGAGGAGAAAAGGAAGGCAAAGGAAGAAGAGGAGAAGAGAGAGUAUGAAGAGUACCUGAAGCUGAAGGAGAGUUUUAUAGUUGAAGAGGAAGGGGUUGAAGAAUCAAUGACGGAGGAAGAGUCUCGCAGCUUUCUAAUGGAAUUUCUUGAAUACGUUAAGAAAACAAAGGUAAUCCAGCUGGAGGACUUGGCUUCACAUUUGGGUUUAAGAACGCAGGAUGCGAUUAACAGAAUCCAGGACCUGAUGGCAGAUGGCACUCUAACAGGUGUGAUUGAUGACAGAGGAAAGUUCAUCUACAUCACUCCAGAGGAGAUGGCUGCUGUGGCUCAGUACAUCAAACAGAGAGGACGAGUCUCCAUCGCAGAGCUGGCCCGUGCAAGCAAUUCCCUGAUCAACCUCCAACCUGACAGCCGAGCUGUUGCUCCAACUGUGGCAUGAAAUUGUGGCGUGAGAAAAACACAGCAGGAGCUUAACCUUUUAAUGAAUAAGCCACAUAAUUAAAAACAAACAAGAACCCCUCUAGUC
Molecule: messenger RNA, 896 nt
Organism: Cariama cristata (Red-legged seriema)
Lineage: Eukaryota; Metazoa; Chordata; Aves; Cariamiformes; Cariamidae
Gene: DDRGK1
Product: DDRGK domain containing 1
Exons: 8
Source: RefSeq, a predicted model, not a curated record